This is a messenger RNA of Anas platyrhynchos (mallard), 3541 nucleotides long. RefSeq names its product SMC5-SMC6 complex localization factor 1 (gene SLF1). Gene Ontology annotation, molecular function: protein binding. Gene Ontology annotation, biological process: positive regulation of double-strand break repair; protein localization to site of double-strand break; DNA damage response. Gene Ontology annotation, cellular component: site of double-strand break; nucleus. NCBI's taxonomy places the organism in Eukaryota, Metazoa, Chordata, Aves, Anseriformes, Anatidae. The record is from RefSeq and is a predicted model, not a curated record.
GGCGGGAGCCGUGGGGGGCCCCCUGUGAGGAGGAGGAGGAGGAGGAGGAGGAGGCGGAGGUGGCCUUUCCUUCGCCUUUCCCUCGUCUUUCCCUCGCCUGUGAGGGCCGUGCCGUGCUGGGGAUGCUCGGGGCUGCGUGGUGGUGGUCUCCGGGCGGUGGUCUCCGGGCGGUGGAUGGCCGCCGGGUGGCGAGUGGUGGCCUGAAACGGAGAAUCCAGUUAACUGGGUUUAGAGGAAGAGAGAAGAAAGCGCUAGUUGAGUUGCUGUUCAAGCUGGACUGCGUUUUCCUUGAUAAUAAGAAAUACAAGAAUUGUACGCAUCUUAUAGCAAAAAAGCUUUGCAAGAGUGAAAAGUUCUUGGCUGCCUGUGCUGCAGGAAAGUGGAUACUAACUAAGGAGUACAUAAUUAAUAGUGCCGAAAGUGGCAGAUGGCUUGAUGAAACAACGUACGAAUGGGGAUAUAAAAUUGAAAAAGACACCCAUUAUUCACCUCAAAUGCAAUCUGCACCUAAAAGAUGGCGCAAAGAACUGAUGCAGUCUAGUGCUCCAGGGGCCUUCCACAGAUGGAAAGUUAUCCUCGCUGUUAAGGAAGGUGGUAAACGAAUGAUGUCUGUUAUAAGAGUUCUGCAAGCUGGAAAGGCAACCAUAUGUUCAUCCCAAAAUAUGGGGAGUGAUAUUACUCAUAUAUUUCUCCAUAAUAAAUUCUUUCUUAUGCAAAAUGAAAAACGUUUCCCUGAAGAUCAGUGCUACCCUUUGCAAUAUAUAGAAGAUUACCUUUUUGAGAAGGAAAUACAAAAUAUAGAAGUUACCCAAAUGAACUAUUUCCUGCCUGCACAAGAAACUGACCAAAAUGAGUCGAAUGUGAAGCUUGUCGAACUGAAAAAUGCUGUGUUAAAACACAUGUAUUUUGUAGAGUCCGCUAAACAUAAAUCUGCUCAUAAAGACCAGUUGAAUAAUCCAAAGCUUAAAAAUACCACCCUGUCUGGAACUGCUUGGCGCAUAUUUGAAGGAUUAAUUGAAGAGCAUUUAUUACCUGAUGUAAUCUCAGAAGUUGCAGCUGUUCAGAAGUACUCUCUACCUCCUGUGCAUUUUUUUCAUUCUCUUCUAGAACAUGUCCUGUUGGGAAAUACUGAUGCAGUAUUUCUUGCUAAAUUUCGUCAUGUUUUGUACGUUGUUCUCCAAUGUGAUCCUCCUUGGAAAUCCCCAUCUACAUUAAGAUAUUAUUUGGAUUUUCUUCAGUGUCCUAUCUGUAAGAAUGGCACGUGGUCAUUUGUAGAGAUGCUUGUAAGGUCUUGCCUUUAUUGUAAAAUCAUUUGUCAUGCAGCCCCAGAUUCAGGAAAAGCAGAUGAACAGAGAAUAGUUCACAAAACAUUAUUGAAGUUUUUCUUUGAUUUAGUAAAAGCUGAAGUAGAGUUUCUGACAAAAAGUUUGGUUGAAGAGACCAAUUCACAGCACCAGCAAGUAAUGCCACAGACGGUUCUUCUGAAAACCUUUUGGCUGGGAAGCGAAACCUCAGUGCUUUUCACCAAACACAUAAAUAUUCUAGCAGAUUGGGUCAUACUUUCCCAUAGAGAAUUGAACAGAACGAAUGAUGCUUUCAGAUGUGAAAUAGCUUCUCUAUUAAAGGCAAUUCUUGGAACUGUAGUGGAGUAUUGGAUCAUCUCAGGUUUACUUAUGGACCGAAAUGUGUUUUGUCAAAUAGCUGGUGAUUUAGCACAAUACAUUGCCAUUGCUUGUGACGAUUUUUCAGUACAUGAUUUACAAACGUUCAUUUGUACCAUACCAUCCCUCUGGCUUCAGAUGUUUGUGGCAGAAGCAGUUUUUAAAAAACUGUGUUUACAGAAUAAUGUAACUGUUUCUACAGAACCUCUUUCUCUUCAGAAAAUAGUCUGUUCCUAUUUGCCUGCCUUGAGAGAGGUAGGGAUGUGUGACACAAGAAAGAUGCAUAAAGCAAAGAAAAAGAAAAUAGGGCAUCGGCCAUGCCCUGAGUCUCAAAGGGCAUUACAGAUGCUAAGUGGUGAUAAGCAGAACCAAGUCAAAGUGCUGCCUGAUCUACCUGACUUAAUGUUUAGUAAGCGCUGUACAAGGAAGCGUAGAGCAAAUGAGAAAGUUGGGACUUCAGACACCAAAGAGAAUUGGUACAUUUCGGCUGAAGAGGCACAUUUUUACAGGAGAAAUGUUAAAGGAGAGACAGCCCUGCAUGAAGCUUGCAUAAGAAACAAAGUGGAGAGAUUGAUUCAGCUUCUCUCUUCCCCUGGAACAGACAUUAAUGUUAAAGACUAUGCUGGCUGGACGCCUUUGCAUGAAGCCUGUAACCAUGGCAGCACAGUGUGUGUCCGUGAAAUUUUGCAACGUUGUCCAGAGGUAGACCUGCUCAGUCAAGUGGACGGGGUGACUCCUUUGCAUGAUGCACUGUCAAAUGGACAUGUAGAAAUUGGCAAGCUGCUACUUCAGCAUGGGGGACCAGUCCUUCUACAGCAGAGGGACUCCAAUGGAAAAUUGCCACUGGAUUAUGUUGAAUCCCUACCAGUAAAACAAGAACUUUUGAACAUUGUUCAUCCAGAAGAGAAAAUUGAAAGAUUCUAUGAACGCACUGAACAAGAUUACUGCAGUCAGCAGAGAGAACUGUGGUUGAUUUUAUUUAACAAAAUGCUGCUAAAUUUUUGUUCAGUUUAUAAUCUGUUUUCACCCUUCCCUUCAAUUCUCAGAGAGGUAGCUUGUUCAAGCAGACUUCCAGUAAGGGCUCGUGAUUACUGUAAGAUAGAAAGUACAUUUUCUGCAGAUUGGUUAGUAGAUAUGUACUUUAGAGAACUAGAAACUUUUAAAAAGCUACCACAGUUUCUUCAAGAGAUAUCUACAAACAUGUUUAUUUUUCCAGGAGAACAGAUGAAGGCUUUAUUAGCAACUCUGGAAACUAUGGUAGAGGCAAAUCAGCUCUUUACUUAAAUCAUUUAAACUGGUAGCUUCCAAAACCAGUUACCAUUAGUUAAAUCAUGAUGGCUGACCAUUGACAGUUAGCUAACAGUUUUUUGACAACUAAGAAGUACAAAUUUCACAGCCCUACAUGUUUUUAUCGCCCAUGACAUCAAUACUUUCCUCUAGUUGAACCUGGAAAUCAGAUGUGUUCAUUCAGUGCAUUUUUUUUUUCAGGCAAAAUUUAUCUAGCAUUGCCUUCUAGUUGUCAGACAGCUCUGGAUGCAUUUGACCACCUCAGGAGGGUACUGUAUCAUUUGCACUAGGUAAAACUUUGCUUUUUCUGGCCUGGGAAUCUUUGUCAGAAGUCUCAUGCCAUAUCUCACUUUGGUCUCAAAAGGUAGAGCCUCUGCUGUUAAACUGAGUUGGAUACUACAACAGUUUUACCUUUUAAAAAGUGUAUACCUACAUAUUUUCUUGUCUUUUAAUAAAACUGAUAUUUUACCUGUCAGUAAGGAAGAACAUAGGGAAAAAAAAAUAUUCUCUCCGUUUUUAUUUGUUUGUCUUGUAAAAAUUGAAAUUACAUUUUGGAAAUUAAAAACGUAAGGUAGGUAUACCUUCUGAUUUCA